This is a messenger RNA of Closterium sp. NIES-67, 5029 nucleotides long. The record is from the annotation of a GenBank genome assembly. Lineage: Eukaryota; Viridiplantae; Streptophyta; Zygnematophyceae; Desmidiales; Closteriaceae.
AUUUGUGUGGUGUGUGUUCUGGAGUUUGGGAAUGUGUUCUGUGUUAUUUUUUGUUUGAGCAGGUAUUUGUGAUGAUAGAUCUUGAGAAGAUCUUUCCGACGCAACAAGAAUCGCUUCAAUCGGAGCAAGAACGCGAAAGCUAUGAAGAUUCAAAGUUCAUGAGCUUGCGUUACAAUUGCGGUGGUUACAAAGUGAAGUUGUGGGGUGACUUUAUAUGGAGUUGGGACCUUUGGGGUUGGGGAAACUUAAUUUCGAAUUUAUAUUUUGAGUAAUUCUAGCUCCUAAGUUCACCUAGACUCCGUCCUUAAUCCUAACAAGUGGUAUCAGAGCGAUAUUAAGGACAUUGAGAGGAGUCUACAGAAGUUUGAAGACCCUUCUAGACCCACCAUGGCCUGUGGGUGUGCCUAAGUGGUGUUCUGAAGGUUGGAUGUGUCUUCCGCUAAGGGGAAACUCUGCCGAAAUUUCGUGGACGCCGACACUUGUGAAAAAUAUCGAGGGAGCUGUGUGUGGACAGCAAAGGGGAGCUGAAAUUCGUCAUUUCUCAAGGAGAAGAUGAAUGAGAGAGGAGGAGAUGCUAAUGGAAGAGGAGCUGUAGCUGAGAAGACAAGUGAGCCGCCGCCAUCAAAAGUUGAAGCUUUGGAUGGCUCCAACUAUGAGGAAUGGAGCGGGCGGAUGAGGAGUGCCUUCAAACGCUACAAGCUCCUGAAGAUUGCUGUUGGGGAGGAGAAGAUGCCGGAGGAAGGCGAAGCACGCGAACGGUGGAUUGAGAAAAGCACGGUGCUUUUCGACCUCAUCCUUCAAUCGGUCAACAAGGAGAUGUUCGAGCACAUCAAGGAUCUUGUGGAAGCGGAUGAUUCGGGUCCAAGGGCGUGGAAACUACUACGCGAUGUGAUUCAGCCCAACACUUUCCCGAUGGUGAUCGUGCUCGAGAAGGAACCUGCUGCCAUCUCCAUGCGACCAGGGGACGAUGUGAAGCCGGUCCUUGACAAGAUCAAGGACACCUAUGCAAGGAUGGGAGCAGCGGGCAGCAGUGUAUCUCAGCUGCAGCAGUGCACCAAGAUCAUCUCGGUGUUGGACAACUCGUGGGAUAACCUCAUCCCCACCCUCAACUCUCAGCAAGAUCAAUGGACACCUGAGUGGCUAAGGCAGCAGAUUCUGCAGGAGGACUUCCGCAGACGCCAUGUGGGAGGCGGUGCUGCCACUAAGACUGCUGAGGGGUAUGGAGCUGCAGGGCGCGGCAGAGGAAGAGGGGGUUGGAAAGGCCGAGGCCGUGGGAGGAGCUUUGGCAGAGGUAGAGGCCGAGGUGACUAUAAUGAGGGGCAUGGGAGCUCUGGUGGCAGGGGGAGUACCAGAAUGGAGGGCACCUGCUGGUACUGCAAGAAGGUCGGGCAUCCUUGGUUCAAGUGCUUCAGCAGGCCGGAGGGAUGGGCACCUCCAGGCAUGAAGCCGCCCAGUGGUGAACGCGCACAAGGUGGCGCUGUGCAAGGCUCAGGUGCACAAGGUGAAGGUGCACAAGGUAAUGCCUAUCCUGGUUUGUUUCUUAUGGUUGAGGAUGUGCAUGGGCAUGAGGGUGAUGUGGGAUCAGUGGGAAAGGUUGUGAUGCACCCUCUCACAUACUGGGUGAUUGAUUCGGGUUGCACCAGUCACAUGACCCCACGGGCAGAUUUGCUUGAUGAGGUAAAACCCCCUGGGAAGAUCAAGUAUGUGGCAGCAGCGUCAGGUGCUUUGCUCCCUGUCAUUGGUGUUGGAAAUGCCAAGGUUAAGGGAGCUAAUGGGGAGCUUGUGGGGCUUGGGAAUGUUCUGCUGGUUGAAGGCUUGUCUGCUAACCUUCUCUCUGUGCGACGACUGCAGAAGAGCAAGGCCGAAGUGACCUUUGGACCAACCAGCUGCCGUGCUAAGCUUGGGAAGAAGGUGCUGUGGAGUCUGGAAGAGGAGACCAGCUGCAUCAAGGACCUGUGGCAGCUGCCCAUCCUCCCAUGGAAUGGGAAGACUCCAUCAGCAGCAACGGCAGCAGCGGCAAAGGCAACAGCAGGAGGAGAUGCAACUGCACCAACUGAUGGGGUCCUGGAAGCAGUCAAGAAAGUGCAGCAGCAGCAGACACAUGGUGAGAUGCUUGCUGGUGUGGAUGCGAGUGCGGCAUGGGCUAAGGCUUCAUCAAGGAGUGGAGAGGCCGAUUGGGAGACAUGGCAUGAGAGGCUGUGUCAUGUGAACUUCCCUAUGCUGCAGAAGUUGGUGAAGGAUGGGAGCCUGAAGGGCUUGGAGGUGAAAGGGGGAGUGAAGGAGAUUGGGAGCUGCCCUAUAUGCUUGGAGACCAAGUUCUCCAAGUUCCCCUUCAACAGCACUACAGGACCAGCCAAGACCCCACUUGCACUUGUGCACAUGGAUGUGGUGGGGCCCACAAGAGCCCCUUCCCUCUCAGGCAGCCGCUAUUUCUUGACAAUUGUAGAUGACCACACUCGGGCAGUGUGGGUUUACCCUUUGAAGAGCAAGGGGGAGGUGGCAGCGGCUGUCCUUAAGGAGUGGAUGCCGAGAGCUCAGAGGGAAUGCGGACACAAGGUGAAGGUGAUCCGUAGUGAUAAUGGUGGGGAGUUCAUUGGAGCUGAUUUUGAGGGGGAGUUGAAGAGGAAGGGGAUCCAGCAUCAACUGACAGUGCCCUACAACCCACAGCAGAAUGGCGUGGCUGAGAGGUUUAACAGGACCCUGCAGGAGGGGGCACGCACUCUCCUUGGGCGUGCAGGGCUGCCUGAUCCGUUUUGGGUGUCUGCACUGAGGCAGGUCGCCCUUGUGAAGAACAGGGUGCUGGCUACAGUUGGAGAUAAGGAGUGGAUCCCAUGUGUCAAGUGGUAUGGGAGUGCUCCAGCUGUGAACAUGCUGAGGGCAUUUGGGUGCAUGGUGGUGUUUCAUGUGCCUAAGGAGAAAAGGGGGAAGUUGGAGGCUUCUGGAAGAUGGGGUGUGCACUUGGGGAUUGCAAAGGAUCACAAGGGGUGGCUGCUAUGGGACUUGACCACCCAGAAGUUGUCAGUGUCAAGGGAUGUGAAGUUUCUUGAGUCCCUGUACUACAAGGAAUGGAAGCAGCAGCAACAGAAGCUUCCAUCUACACCGCUCAUUGUGGAGGCAGAUGAGGUGCAGCAGCCUUCAAGACAGGUGGAGGUUGCAGUGUCAGAGGAGGAGAUGUCUGGGGUGACUGAGGAAGGGGGAGCAGCUGAAGUAGAGCAGCAGCAGCAGCAGCAGCAGCAUGAGUCUCCACCUCGAGUUCCACACCCGCCUGAGCGUCCUAGGAGGGAUGUGCGCCCUCCAGUGAGGCUGACCUAUGGGGGAAGAGGCAAGCCGAAUGUGGUGCAGGCUGGGAGUGUGGUUGAGCAGAUUGAGGAAGAUGAGAUCGCUCACUGCUACUGGGCACCAAUCCCUGAGCCCAAGACUCGAGAGGAGGCUUUGAAUGGACCAAAUGGGGAGAAGUGGAAGGCGAGUGAGGAUGAGGAGUUCGGGUCCCUAAUUGAGAACGAGACAUGGGACCUGUGUGACUUGCCUCCUGGAAAGAAGGCAAUCACUUCCAAGAUGAUCUACAGGCACAAGUAUGGACCUGAAGGGGAGCUGACCCGCUACAAGUCUAGGCUUGUGGCAAGGGGGUUUCAGCAGACAAAAGGGAAGGACUAUGAUGAGGUGUUUGCUCCUGUGGGGAAAGGAACAACACUGAGGGUGCUGUUGGCGAUAGCUGCACUCCUGGGAUGGAAGAUUCGGCAGAUGGAUAUUGUGACUGCCUUUCUGAAUGGGAUCAUUAUGGAGGAGGUGUACAUGAAGCAGCCAGAGGGGCUGGAUGACGGGAGCGGCAGGGUCUGCAGGCUGAAGAAGGCCAUCUAUGGCCUUAAGCAGGCGCCUCGUGCAUGGUAUCACAAGUUGGAGGAGGCGCUGUUGGCUGGGGGUUUCAAGAAGAGUGAGUGUGACCCCAGCCUGUUCCUGCUGCAGGAGAAGGACGAAAUCCUCAUGCUCUUGGUCACAGAGCAGAUGCUGGAGAUGCAGUUCAAGUGCUCCAAGAUGGGUGAGGUGAAGUACUACCUGGGGAUGCAUGUGGAGAGAGAUGUGGAAAAGGGUGUGCUGAGGUUGCACCAGAGGAAGUACUGUGAGGGGCUGGCUGAGAAGUAUGGGUUGCAAGAUGGGGGAAAGCCAGCAACACCACUACCUUCGGGGUUUACUGUGGAGCCAUGUGCUGAUGAGGAGGUAGUGGGUGAGAGUGACAGGAAGCUGUUUCAUUCGAUGGUUGGGUUGCUGAAUUAUGCUGCAAAUCAUACACGGCCUGACAUUGCAUUUGCUACAUCACGACUGGCUAGCGUGGUUUCACGUCCUAGUCAUGAGCAGCUGGAAGCGGCCAAGAGGUUGGUCCGCUAUGUGAGUGCUACGGCAUCAGUGGGAUUGGAGUACAAUGGAGUGAGGCAGCGGUUGCAGAGAGGUGCUGCAGAUGUGAAGAGUGGUGAGAUGCUCUUGAGUUGCUAUACUGACGCUAGCUUCAACUCAGUGAAAGCGGAUGGCACCAGCAUUGGGGGUUAUGUGUGCUUGCUGGGAGGUGGUGCUGUGAGCUGGCGCAGCAAGAAGCAAAAUGAGGUGGGAUUGUCCUCAUGUGAGACUGAGUACAUGGCCUUACACCAUGGGGCCAAGGAAGUGGUGUGGCUGAGGCGUUUGUUGGAGGAGUUGGGAGUUGGUCAGAAGGAGCCGACGGUGAUCUUUUGUGACAAUGAGUCCGCUGUGAAGCUGGCCAAGAAUGCUUGUCUGCAUGGGCUGACAAAACACAUAAGGCCUAAGUGGCAUUGGGUGAGGAGAAUCCUUGAUAAGGAGCCAGAGGGGGAGAUUGUUGUGUGAUGUCAUCAUAUGCUAUCACAUUCUGUCUGCCUCCCAUCCCAUGUUUUCAACUUGCAUGUGUGGUUUGAAUGUGCAAGCAUUUGUGUGGUGUGUGUUCUGGAGUUUGGGAAUGUGUUCUGUGUUAUUUUUUGUUUGAGCAGGUAUUUGUGAUGAUAGAUCUUGAGAAGAUCUUUCCGAC